Messenger RNA from Hevea brasiliensis (rubber tree), 1747 nucleotides. RefSeq lists its product as uncharacterized. The transcript has 5 exons. Gene Ontology annotation, molecular function: undecaprenyldiphospho-muramoylpentapeptide beta-N-acetylglucosaminyltransferase activity. The coding region runs from base 68 to 1408 and encodes 446 amino acids. Lineage: Eukaryota; Viridiplantae; Streptophyta; Magnoliopsida; Malpighiales; Euphorbiaceae. The record is from RefSeq and is a predicted model, not a curated record. Gene Ontology annotation, biological process: carbohydrate metabolic process.
AAUGAGUAGUCACUGAGAGCAAGUGUUCUCUGUUUUCCACCUUCACUGAUGCUACCUUCCAUCUGCAAUGGCCACCACCCAUCCCCACCGCCACCUCCACCUCCACCUCCCCUCUUCUUACCCACUUCCACCAUAUUUACCAUACUACCCUUCUCUUCUCUCCUCCCCCACCAAACCUAGGUCUUGCAAGAUCCUCUGUUGCCUAUCAAUAAAGCAUUCGAAUGACAGCCAAAUUUCCACCAGCAACACCCACAACCACAAGCAACAAACCAGCAAUCUCCGGGUGGUGUUCGCGGCUGGUGAGACUGGUGGACAUAUAAUACCUGCUGUGGCCAUAGCUGAUGAGCUCAAAAUCGCAAACCCCAACACCGAAUUCCUCUUUAUAGGAACCCCAAACAGCAUGGAAAGCGCUUCCAUCCCUUCCGCCGGAUAUCCCUUCUCUUCCAUCCCACCUGUAAGGUUGUAUCGCCCACUCUUCUCCCCUCGAAAUCUUUCCCUUCCCUUCCAUUUGAUUCAAUCAACGAUCCAUAGCUUCAAGCUUCUUCGAGAUUUCAAUCCUCAUAUUGUUGUAGGCACGGGGGGCUAUGUUUCUUUCCCUACUUGCCUUGCUGCUUUGUUUAGAGGACUCAAGGUUGUGAUCCAAGAACAGAAUUCUGUUCCGGGCAUUGCCAACUAUCUGCUUUCCUUUUUGGCUGAGGUUGUUUUUGUGGCUUAUAAUUCCACUGUUGAGUGUUUUCCCAGGAAGCAUAAGUGUAUGGUCUGUGGGAAUCCUGUAAGAUUAUCGUUGAGGCAAUUUGUCUCAAAGGCAGUGGCUAGGAAGGAAUUCUUUCCGAGGGCUGGAGGGAAGGAAGAGGCUAAGGUUAUUUUGGUGCUUGGAGGGUCUUUUGGGGCCAAUACUAUUAAUAUUGCAUUGUUGAACUUGUACAGCCAAAUGUUGCUUGAACAUAAGAAUUGGUUUAUUAUAUGGCAAACGGGGGUUGAGGCUUAUAAUGAAAUGGAAAGCCUUGUUAGGAUCCAUCCACAUUUAUUUUUGACACCGUUCUUGCAUUCAAUGGAUUUGGCGUAUGCUGCUGCAGACCUUGUUGUCUCUAGGGCAGGUGCAAUGACAUGCUCUGAGAUCUUAGCUACUGGGAAACCCGCUAUUCUGAUACCAUCACCAAAUCUAGAGGAAGGACAUCAACUAAGAAAUGCUUCUCUGAUGGCGGACGUAGCAGGUUCAAGGGUUAUAACUGAAGAUGAGCUAGAUUCUACUACGUUGGGAACCACAAUUGACGAGAUUAUAGCAGGAGAUGAGGCUGUAAUGGCAGACAUGUCAGAAAGGGCUCUGAAAGCUGCAAAGCCUGAUGCCUCUGCAGAAAUCGCACGGCACAUUCUUUCCCUGGUCGAGGCAUCAACUAAGAAGAAGUAGCAAUAAGUUUGCUUGAUGAAUGAAAUUAAAUAUUUUCUACUUGAUAAAUUACACUUGCUAUAAAGCUUUAUGGUACAAGAAUGUUCUCUAUUUUGGCUGUCGCAUUUUUCACCGGAAUUAAAUUUCUAUCAAAAGCUAAGAAUGCAUAAUCCUCUUAGCAAUUGUUAUGGUUAGAAUCAUGGUAUAAUUUUAGAGUGGAUGCUUCUAUAUGCAGUGAUCUCAUUUAGGGUAGUUAUAGGGAUAUGUUCUGUUUCUUUCCUUUGUGCAAUGAAGUGACUCAUUGGUGCUUGUGAUCAUUUGAUAUGCAUAGUUAAAGAUUUAAUUUGCUGAAGUGCUUCA